AUGACCCUGCGCUACGGCGUCAUCGGCACCGGCAUGAUGGGCCAGGAGCACAUCCGCAACAUAGCGCUUCUGGAGGGCGCGACCGUCGCCGCCAUCGCCGACACGCGUGACGAGAUGCGCCAGGCCGGUCUCGCCGCCGCGCAGACCGCCGGCAUGACCGGUGUGGCCGCAUACGCCGAUCACGCAACACUGCUAUCAUCCGAAACCAUCGACGCGCUGAUCGUCGUCAGUCCCAACGACACCCAUUACGACAUCAUGCUGGAUGCCCUGGCGACCGGCCUGCCCAUCCUGCUCGAAAAGCCUUCGGCCACAUCGGCCGAAAGGGCGCGCGAUCUGGCGCGCCGCGCCCACAACCGGCACGCGCCGGUGUGGGUGGCGAUGGAAUACCGGUACAUGCCGCCCGUCGCCCGGCUGAUCGAGGAAACGCGCAACGGCACCGCAGGCGAUCUCAAGAUGAUCUCGAUCGUCGAGCACCGCUAUCCGUUUCUGGUCAAGCCGGGAAACUGGAACCGCUUUUCCCACCGGUCCGGCGGCACGAUGGUGGAGAAAUGCUGCCACUUCUUCGAUCUGAUGCGGCUGAUCACGCAGGCCGAGCCGGUGCGCAUCUUCGGUUCGGGCGGCCACGAUCUCAACCAUCGCGACGAGGUUCAUGACGAGGGCGUCCCCGACGUGCUCGACAACGCCUUCGUCAUCGUCGAUUUCGACAAUGGCAUGCGCGCAUCCCUUGAUCUGUGCAUGUUCGCCGAAGGCUCCUGGUGGCAGGAGCACGUCUCGGUGACCGGUUCGGCGGGCAAGAUCGAGGCGAUGGUGCCUGGCCCGUCGCGUUUCUGGCCGGGCGGCGGCGAACGCGCCUCGGAAAUCGUGAUUUCCCCACGCGCGGACAAGGCGCCGUUGCGCGAGGAAAUCCAUGUGGACGAUCAGGUGCUCGCCGCCGGCGACCAUCAUGGCGGUACCUUCUACCAGCAUCGCGAGUUUGCCCGCAUCGUUCGCGAGGGCGGCAAGCCCGAUGUGAGCUUGACGGACGGGGCGCGCGCGGUGGAGAUGGGCGAAGCCGCCGAACGGUCGAUCCGGAACGGCGAGAUCGUGCAUCUGGGGGACGCGCCAUCAUGA
Messenger RNA from Effrenium voratum, 1110 nucleotides. The record is from the annotation of a GenBank genome assembly. Lineage: Eukaryota; Dinophyceae; Suessiales; Symbiodiniaceae.